Messenger RNA from Calypte anna (Anna's hummingbird), 3382 nucleotides. It is a transcript of the gene ADGRD2, whose product is annotated as adhesion G protein-coupled receptor D2. Gene Ontology annotation, molecular function: G protein-coupled receptor activity. The record is from RefSeq and is a predicted model, not a curated record. Gene Ontology annotation, cellular component: membrane. Lineage: Eukaryota; Metazoa; Chordata; Aves; Apodiformes; Trochilidae. The transcript has 26 exons. Gene Ontology annotation, biological process: adenylate cyclase-activating G protein-coupled receptor signaling pathway; cell surface receptor signaling pathway.
GGUGACCUGCAGAGCUCCGGGGUGACCCCGGGAGAAGGAUUGCCUGUGCGGAGCCAGCAGGAUUCAAAGGCUGAAAGCUUCCCAGCUGGUCAGCAUGGUUAGGAGAGACCUGAGACCCGAUUUUUGGUUCUUCAGCUUUCUGGUUGGCAAUCUGUCCAGGAGUCUCUUGGCCUUUGCAGCCCUUGCCAAGAAUCAGACUUCUAAAGAUUUUGCUCCUGUCACGAUUGAGACCUCGAGAGAGGUGUACGAAUAUGUGGCUACUACUUUGGACUGGUGGCAUGCAGACAGAUACUGUGAACACCACUUUGCUCAGUUGCUUUUUGAGCCCCAAGAUAGUGAAGAAGCUUCCUUGAGCAAAAUGCUGCAGUCCCACCACAUCAGGGGCUCCAUCUGGCUAAAUGAAAGGGAUGGUGUCCUGCACAAACCAAAACGGAGACGGCACCACAUUGUACCUGUCCUGGUAUUCAGAGACAAAACAGACACAAAAUACGUGAAGGUGCUCUCUGACUUCCCAGCACUGCCAUCUGUCACAGCCUGUGCCCACCUGCAGUGGGACACCAGGACCCAGGAGAUUGCUACCAUCUUCUCCUAUGCUGUGCCAGCUUUUAUUAAUGAGUUCCAGCUCCGGGGCUUUGUUGACGAGGAAGGCUUUGUUCGGUUUGCUCUCAUAGUUCAUGGGCAUCACUCCCCAUACCUGCCCAUGUUCCGUGCUGAUGGACAGUGGCAUCACUUCUGUGUGACCUGGCAGCAGGAAAAUGGGACCUGGGCUAUCUACACUGAUGGGAAAAGGAGGGCAUCUGCCAGCGGUCUGUGUGCUGCGGGGCCAUCUGCCCCCCAGGCCAUCUAUGGCCAGGGGACUUUCAUAAUUGGGCAGGAUCAAGAUUCUCUGGGGGGCACCUUCAAGGCGAAGGAGUCCUUCAGUGGGAACAUCACUGAUUUGCACAUCUGGCAGAAAGUCCUCAGUGCGGAGCAGAUUGAGAAUGUUCGGUCGUGCUGGGUGGUAGAGCAAGACCUCGUGUUUGCAUGGAGCUCAAAUGCUCUGGAGGUGGAAAGCACCGUCCAGGAGGUGACCAUCCAGUUUCUUUGCCCAGGGCCUGUUGAGGAAUGCCAAGUGUUUGAAGUUGGCAGCAGUGGAUUCAGUUACACAUCUUGUUUGCAGCCUUUGCCUUUUAUCUGUCGCUACAGAAAGGAUGCAUACUGGCAACUGAAAAAAGCUCAGAUGGAAUCCAGCCAUUCACUUGUGGGCCACAUGAACACACGUGCAGGGAGGACUGUGAUUCCUGAGAACACCUUCACAACUGACAUCCGAGACAUGAACCUCUCUGUCGCUCUUGAAGUUCUGGAUGUCUUGGCAGCUGUCCUGAGGGAAGGAGAGACACAAGUGCUGGAGUCAUCUGACCUCCUUGUGGUGCUUCAGUUACUGAAACACAUUUCUGAUGUGGAAGUCCAGGAGGGAGAGGAACUGGAGAUGUUGGAGCAGUUGGGCCAAUAUUAUGUGGAAGUGACAGAAUUAAUCUUGGAAGACAAGAAUAUUGAAACGUGGUCAUCAGUCAAUCAGAUUAUCAGAGGGCCUAUGGCUGUUGUUGAGCUCUGUGACAGAAUGGUGUCACACUUGGCCCCACUGCUGACUGCAGGGAGAACGAAGAUCACAAUCCAGCAUGAGAAUGUUGGGAUGGAGAUCAGGAAGCUGGAGCUGAGCAGGCAGGAGCUAAGCAGUGAGGUGUACAUGGUCCAGAGCCAUGAGAAAGGCAGGCAUGACCUCAUUGAAGUGCCUGCAGAAGAAAUGCAAAGACUGAAAGCCAGAGGUCUCCGUGGAGUCACGGUCAAAAACAUGUGGUUUGGCUACGGGUCCUUGCAGCGCUGCCUGUCCGGGACUGUCCCCCAGGAGGUGGCUGCCUCUGACGGAAGGCAGAGGUACCUGAGCACCACGGUGGGCACUGCUCUCAUCUCCUCCACUCUGCUCAGUGACUACCAGGAGAUCAGCACCUCCGUGCGCUACCGCCUGCAGCACCACAUCCAGGACCUGCACCAUCAGCUGGUGGGGCCCAUCUGUGCCUUCUGGAACUUCAGCCUCAGCCCAGAUGCUGGUGGGAUGUGGUCCACAGAUGGCUGCUCUGUGGUGACAUCUCUCCCAGACUCCACUGUCUGUUUUUGCAACCACACCACGAAUUUUGCUGUGCUGCUGCAGGUCUAUGACAUGCAGAGGAGCACCAAGGAGGAGCUCACACUGCAGACCUUGACUUUUAUUGGAUGUGGAGUUUCCUUCUGUGCCUUGAUUGUUACCCUCAUUUUAUUCUUUGCAGUUGGUGUCCCCAAGAGUGAACGAACAACUGUGCACAAGAACCUGAUCUUUGCAUUAGCUGCAGCAGAAGCUCUGCUCAUGUUCAGUGAAUUGGCCAAGACCAGCCAGGUGAUGUGUUUCAUGGUCACUGCCUCCCUUCAUCUCUUCUUCAUGGCAGCCUUUUCAUGGAUGCUGGUAGAGGGGCUUCUCCUGUGGAGCAAGGUGGUAGCAGUCAACAUGAGUGAAGACAGGAGAAUGAAGUUCUACUAUGUGACAGGCUGGGGUCUUCCAGUCAUUAUUGUGGGGGUGACCCUUGCAACUUCCUUUAACAAGUAUGUGGCAGACAACCACUGCUGGCUGAACAUUCAGACCAACGUCAUCUGGGCCUUUGUUGGUCCUGUUCUCUUCAUCCUGGCCGUGAACACCUUCGUGCUGCUCCGUGUGGUUAUGGUGACUGUGUCCAGUGCUCGCAGGAGAUCAAAGAUGCUGACACCCAACAGCAGCCUGGAGAACCAGCUUGGAAUACAGAUCUGGGCCACAGCCAAGCCCAUCCUGGUGUUGCUACCUGUGCUGGGGCUGACCUGGGUGUGUGGGGUCCUCGUCCACCUCAGCAUCAUUUGGGCUUAUGUCUUCAUCGUGCUGAACUCCCUCCAGGGCCUCUACAUAUUCCUGGUCUAUGCAAUCUAUAACAGUGAGGUGAGGAAUGCCAUCCAGAGGAUGAAGGACAAGAAGAAAGCACUCUCAUUCACAAACUGCUCUCAUCCCAUCAACUACUUAUCAAGUCCAAGAAACACAACCUCCUGGGAGACAGGGAAAUUGAGUCCUUCUGCAGCUGACAGUGCCUUGUCGAGCCCUGUGCAGAAAGAGCCCCCAGUGAAGAACAUCACCAACAAAGGAAGUUUUGGAGCCAAAAUUCCCAUGGGGAUUUCAUCAAUCAUGUCACCUGAGAGACCGGCUGUAGAGCUGACAGCAUUCAAAUCCUCAGUGUCUCAGCAGGGCAUGCUUAGACUAUUUGCAAGAUGAUGCCACCCAGAAGCACUGCAGCUUUCUUCCCUACAGUGGACACAUGAGCAAGGCAGAAUCAGUGGCAUCCUGGAGUAA